Messenger RNA from Culex quinquefasciatus (southern house mosquito), 1212 nucleotides. Its product is annotated as cilia- and flagella-associated protein 36. NCBI's taxonomy places the organism in Eukaryota, Metazoa, Arthropoda, Insecta, Diptera, Culicidae. The transcript is spliced from 4 exons. The record is from RefSeq and is a predicted model, not a curated record. The coding region runs from base 119 to 1093 and encodes 324 amino acids. Gene Ontology annotation, cellular component: ciliary base; axoneme.
CGGACAAUCUUGUUCAAAGCUUUAGUCAGCAAUUUGAUUCCGUUGGAGCAGCAAGAAGAAAACUCGAGUUUUUCCUUUCUCCUUUUUUAUCGGCGAUAAAGUUUAGGAAGUGUCCACAAUGGCCGACGACAACUCGUGGGUGUUCGACUCGCUAGUCUGCUUUCUGCACGGGCCGGUCUGGAACGCUCCGCUGCAGACCUUCAUCGAGGACAAAUCGAUAAUUUUCGACCCCAACCUCAAACCGGACGAGCAGAACCCGGAGUUCCGGCGGGUUCACGACGAGUACAAGAACCUGGUGGACUACAUGCUCGGUACGUUCAUGGACGAGAUGCACAUCACGCCGGAACAGUUUGAGUUUGCCUGCCUGGAGGGUCGCAACUCGGCGGCCAUGUCGUCCGGGGUGUCGCCGAGUCGGGCGGAUGGAGGUGAAGGGGAUGCCAACACGUUCUCCUUUCACCAGGGGCUGUUCCAGCAGAUUUGGGCCGCGAAUGACAUUCGGAUUUUCAUCCGAAUGAUGACGCAGCGGAACGUGGAGAUCCAGCUGCAGGCGCUGGACCUGAUCGAGCGGAGACAGGCCUCGCAGGCUUCGCAGGACGGUGGGGAGGGUGGACCGGAGGAGGGGGAGGGGUUGGAGGAAAGAGGCACAGACACUGAGGUGGAAAUCGAGCAGCACAUCAUCAAGUCGGUGGACGACGAGGUGAAGGAGAACCCGAUGGCCGCCGGGUCACUGGUGCCCAAUGGACCCGUCGGGGAGGACGGAACGACGCUGGACGAGGUGGCGGAAGCGAGCGACAAGUUUCAGCGGCUUAACUUGUUCUUUGACCAGGAUAAGGUCAACAACGACGACAUGCGCGUCCGGCAGGAGUAUCUGCGCGCCCAGCGGGACAAGAUUCUGCAAAUCAAGAAACAGGCCCGGGCCCGCCAGCUCAACGAAACCAUCCGGAAGAACCCGGCGGAACGACCGGCGUCGGCCCAGGUCGCGCAGAAGAUCCUGGAGGGUGGUCCGGACGGUACCGAGCCGCCGGAAUCCUCGAUGCAGCUGCGCAAAAUGCUCGCCCAGAGAUUACGCAACGAGGUGAUUGAGAAGGAAUAGUUUGGUGGAGUUGAGCUUGGUUUUGUUUUUUUGGUGAAUUGAACAUUCUAAAUGUAUACAUUCUAUGCUUAAUGUUUCGUAUUGCUCGUGAAGAUUAAAGUUGUUUCAUUGCCGUACAA